Molecule: messenger RNA, 2493 nt
Organism: Peronospora belbahrii
Lineage: Eukaryota; Oomycota; Peronosporomycetes; Peronosporales; Peronosporaceae
Source: the annotation of a GenBank genome assembly
AUGACGCAAAUAUUGGUAAAAGAAGAAGCCACACCACUACUACAGACUGCUACUACUGACUAUCAGGAUGAAAGAGAAAAGAAAGAGAAUGUAUUUUCCCGCUGGCAAGACGAUGAUGUGAACGAAUCUGACUUGAGAGAUGGUGCACGACGUCCCAAACGGAGACGCAAGUCGGCACAACGUCAGAUGUUGUGCUUCCAGCUCAGUUUAUUGGUAUUAUUGGUCUUAGAUUUGGUCAGUCUUCUCUUUGUCUGUAGCUUAAGUCUUGGUAGAUUGGCCUUUACUCGACUGGACUGGCUGCUGGACGUGCAAGAGAUUCAAUGGCGUUUCUGCGGGCUUCCUGUAUGGGCGACAUUUGUCAAAAGCUGUUUGUUUCUACUUGCAACUCACUGGCCUGAUGUGCGUGUCAUUACGUGGAUUGUAUAUCUUUUUUGUCUUGGCUUCUUGGGUGUCUUGGCAGUGGACGCUUUCAAGUUGGACGCGAUAUCACGUUUUGAUGAAGAAAAACAGGCACUGGUGGACGCUAAUGUGGCCAAUUCGUUGCCGCUAAUCUUUACAGUGCUGGAGGUGGUCAAUUUGGGCUAUUUGCUGGACUCUAUUAGAAUGCCCGCAGUGGAAGAGAGCAAGGAUCUGCCUCAAGUUGUUGUAGGCCAACCUGAUGAGGCGAAGCAGUCGCAUGGCAUUCCAUUUGUCAAGCUCAUGUACAUCUUGAAACCGUACUUCUGGCCGAAUGGGUUCAGCAACAAAAUGCGUGCUGCUAGCACUUAUUUGGUGCUGAUUCUGAGUAAACUGUCGAAUUUGGUGGCACCGUUGUUCAUGGCAUCGGCGACAAAUGCAUUAGUGUCAAAAGAUGCUGGUGGUGCAAUUCAGGAUAUUGCUAUUUUCAGUGCCUUGACACUCGUGUCGAAGCUGUUCAAGGAAAUGCAAUCGCUUAUUUACCUGAAAGUAAAACAGACGGCAUACAUUGAGUUGGCGACACUUACUUACGAACAUGUGCAGUUGCUUUCGUACGACUGGCAUGUGCAGAAAAAGCUGGGUGACGUGCUGCGCUCUAUGGAUCGUGGUGUUGAGUCAGCCAACAGUGUUGUGUCGUACGUUUUUUUGUACCUGAUUCCGACGUUGGGUGAGUCUGUAGUGGUAAUCGUGAUUUUUGCGCUGCAUUUCGAGCUGGCAGGACUGAGCUAUAUAGCAUUCUCCAGUCUGGUGGUGUAUGCUUAUCUCACAAUCAAAAUCACACUCUGGCGUAAGAAGUACCGUGAGGCAUCAAUGCGCCACGAUAACGAGUAUCACGACAAAGCUACGGAUGCGCUGCUAAACUAUGAGACCAUUAAGUACUUUGGAAAUGAACGUCACGAAAUUGAGGAAUAUUCCAAGGUGAUUGAAAAGUACCAGCGCUAUUCGCUUUCCGUUCAGGCUUCACUCAGUGUGCUGAAUGGCACUCAGUCCAUCAUCAUUCAGGCUACCGUGUUUGCGGCACUUGCGCUAGCAGUUCCACACGUGGUGAGCGAGGACAGUGGUCGCAGAAUUGACAUUGGUGCUUUCAUUGCCAUCUCAGUGUAUCUAUCGAACUUAUUUACACCGCUAUUUUUCUUGGGUGGUAUUUACAACAUGGUGACUAACGCGGUUGUCGAUAUGAAGAAGCUGAGUGAGUUGCUAUCAGUGGAGCCGGAAAUUUGUGAUGCGCCCGAUGCGGUACAAUUGGGCUUAUGCAAGUACGAUUUGGAAAACGGCAUUGACGUGGUUUUCCGCCACGUAUCUUUCCAUUACCCGUCCCAGCCAGCUCGUUCUGGUGUCAAAGACUUGAAUUUCACCAUCCCGCGUGGUACGACUACUGCACUAAUAGGUGAGACUGGUGCCGGCAAGACAACCAUUUCACGACUGUUUUUCCGUUUCUACGAAUGCAAUGGUGGUGAAAUUCUAGUCAGCAACCAUAACAUUGCCACAGUGACGCAGCAGUCGCUGCGGCAGGCUAUUGGUAUAGUACCUCAGGACACGGUGCUUUUCAAUGACACUAUACUUCGUAACAUCAAGUACGGCAACCUGAACGCAACUUUUGACCAGGUCGUCGAAGCAGCCAAAGCCGCUUGCAUUUACGAAUUUAUUAUAAAACUUCCGGAUCAAUGGAACACGAAAGUUGGUGAGCGUGGCCUAAAGCUCUCAGGUGGCGAGAAACAACGUGUCGCGAUUGCACGUACUUUGCUAAAGAAUCCGCCUUUCGUCAUCUUGGACGAGGCUACUUCAGCGCUCGACACGGUCACGGAGCAGGAAAUCCAGGCCGCUCUCAACCGUCUCAAAACUAACCGCACAAUGCUUGUCAUUGCGCAUCGCUUGUCCACGAUUCGCGACGCACAUCAAAUCAUUGUUAUGCAGCAUGGCACCAUUGUCGAGCGUGGUACUCAUGAAGAGCUACUGGCACAACCUGGCAGCAUUUACGCGGGGAUGUGGGAUGCCCAGCGUAAGCACGAUAGCGAAGAAUUGGUUGCAAGCGACUAA